CCAGCUGGAGCUGUGGCCAGUACAGUAGUACCAGUUGGACUGAUUUGCUGCCAUGGGAUUCGUAGGCCAUUAUGUUUUGCAAGCCAUGAAGCAUAUGAAGCCUCAAGUAAAACAAGUUUUUCAAAGUCUACCAAAAUCUGCCUUCAGUGAUGGCUAUUACAGAGGUGGGUUUGAAUUAAAAAUGACAAAACAGAAGGCAGCAUCAAUACCAGGUCUAAGGCCUACUGCCAAUAAAGGGAAAGUAUGAGAUGCUCAUUAAUGAAUGAUGCUCUUAAACAAUCCAAGUAAAAGAGGAUCUCCUUACACAGCAGCCAAAAGAAGAGAAGCUAAAGAUUUAUUAGAAAUCCAGGAUACUUCUGUGUAUUGCAGACAUGAUUCACAGCAGGCGCUGGUCAAGUCAGCAUAG
Molecule: messenger RNA, 406 nt
Organism: Pan troglodytes (chimpanzee)
Lineage: Eukaryota; Metazoa; Chordata; Mammalia; Primates; Hominidae
Product: mitochondrial import inner membrane translocase subunit TIM14-like
Exons: 2
Biological process (GO): protein import into mitochondrial matrix
Cellular component (GO): PAM complex, Tim23 associated import motor
Molecular function (GO): ATPase activator activity
Source: RefSeq, a predicted model, not a curated record